Coregonus clupeaformis (lake whitefish) is the source of this 3412-nucleotide messenger RNA. Its product is annotated as sialidase-1. The transcript has 6 exons. Gene Ontology annotation, biological process: ganglioside catabolic process; oligosaccharide catabolic process. Gene Ontology annotation, molecular function: exo-alpha-sialidase activity. Bases 80 to 1303 code for a protein of 407 amino acids. NCBI's taxonomy places the organism in Eukaryota, Metazoa, Chordata, Actinopteri, Salmoniformes, Salmonidae. The record is from RefSeq and is a predicted model, not a curated record. Gene Ontology annotation, cellular component: membrane; lysosome; cytoplasm.
UCGGUGAGGAGGAAGUGUGCAGGCGAUUGUGCAAGCGAUUGUGGCUUUUUGCUCUACAGUUUAGCAAAGUUUGGCUCUGAUGCCACAGUAUCAUAAUUUUCUUUGUCAAAGAACAUUCGAGAGAAUACCGAACAUCAUGGUUACAAGGGCUGGUUUGAUGGGGAUACGAAGCCGACUCGCAGUACUUUUCUCGGUUGUGCUAUCUCUAUGUACCUCUUUUGGCCAGAUUGACCCCCUGGUCUAUGAUGAGCAGUUGCUGUGGGUGAGUGGCGGGGCGGGGCAGGUGAGCACUUACCGGAUCCCCCUGCUCUCCUUCACCACCAAGGGCAGUCUGCUGGCCUUCUCUGAGGCCCGGAAGAAGUCCGCCAGUGACGUGGGGGCCAAGUUCCUUGCCAUGCGACGCUCCACAGACAGAGGUGCCACGUGGUCUCCCACCACUUUCAUAGUGGACGAUGGCAUCCUGGCUGACGGGCUGAACCUUGGUUCAGUGGUGGUGGAUGAGGAGACUGGCUCUGUGCUGCUGAUCUACUCUCUGUGCUUCCACCAGUACCAGUGUGAUCCCGCCAGUAUAAUGCUGGUGGAGAGCAUGGACGACGGACUCAGCUGGACCCCACCAAGGAACCUCUCGGUCCAGCUGGGGGUCAAGAACUUCGUCCCUGGGCCCGGCUUUGGCAUUCAGAAGCGCUACCCUCCUGCUAAGGGGCGUCUGGUGGUGUGUGGACACGGCACCCUGGAGGGUGACGGGGUCUUCUGCAUUCUGAGUGACGACCACGGACGAAACUGGAAGAAUGGCGCCGCGCUGAAGAGCAUCCCCUACAACCAGCCCAAACAAGCCCUGGACUUCAACCCAGAUGAGUGCCAGCCUGUAGAGAUGGAGGACGGCAGCAUCGUCAUCAACGUGCGCAACCAGAACAACUACCACUGCCACUGCCGCAUGGUGGUGCGCAGCCUGGACGGGGGCGAGACUCUACCCAUGGAGCAACUGUUGUUUGACUCCACCCUGAUAGACCCUGUGGUAGCGGCAGGGGCACUGCAGAAGGAGGGCGUGAUGUACUUCACCAACCCAGCUGACAGUACUCAUAGGGUCAACCUAACCCUGCGCUGGUCUCUGACCAAUGGCACAUCGUGGGAGAAGAAGGCCGUCCAGAUCUGGGCGGGGCCAAGCGGCUACUCCUGCAUGACAUCACUUACGAACGGCGGCGCGGAGGACAGGAAGUUCAUCUUCGUCAUCUACGAGAAAGGCCACAAGGACUACUAUGAGACCAUCUCCUUUGCCAAGAUCCACCUCUACGGUGGACGGUAGUAGAGUAAGGCUGGGGGGGUGGGGACUAGGUAGAGUCUGCCUCUAACCACUGGUCCAUGGUCAGGGUCCGUAUUCGCAAAGCCUCUCGGAGUGCUGAACUAGGAUACAAUUAGCCUUUUAGAUCAUAAUGAAUUAAAUUAUAUAGACGGGGGGACCUGAUCCUAGAUCAGCACUCCUAUUCUGAGAUGCUUUUUGAAUAUGGGCCCAGAUAUCUUUAUCCACUUAAUAAUAGUUAUGGUUAGGAUGGUGGUUGGGGAAUUUUAUCUGUGGUUAGGGGCAGGUUCUACCUCCAGCUGGCAGGGAAAGGGAACAGGAAGAGGAUGUUGAACAUUCUUUCAGGAAGGAAGGAGGACACAUGGGACUUUGCAGCACCACUUUGUUUUGAUAGGUGGAGGGGGACAUGGAGAAAUACAAACUACUGCUGUUGUAUGGCACCAAGAAUGACAGUUUUGUGCCACUUUAUCCUAAGGUGGUCUUUUAAAUACACAAUGAUUGUAUUCAUUAGGGCAAAACGUAGCAAUAACCUUUUGCAACGGAAAACGAAAAUGAGCUUUUCUUAUUGGACAAGUUCAGGUAGUCCCUCCCUGUUUUAGUCUGUUUUCCUCCAUUUGGUGCCUAAUGUACAUUUAUUAGUAUGGCCCAAUCACAGGUGUCCCGUCCUUUACUGAAGCUAUGAUAGUCUGUAAUGAUUGGUGUUAUGUUGGUGUACGCUUCCUGUCUGAGGCUCCCAUAGCUGAGAGAGGAGGAAGUCUCCCACCCACCUCUUUUAUUUGAUGAUGUAGGGAAGGAAAAUGUUUGGGGUGGGGGUAUGCUUCUCCAAGCCAUACAAAUAUUGGGACAGACUUACUAAGUGUUUGCAACUAUGCUAUUUCCAUAGGGCAAAAAACUAUAUUUCCAUAGGGCAAAAAACUUGAACAAUGAGUAAAAAUACAGAUUUAGAGGAGGACUUUUUAACGCCUAGUAAAUCUAGCUCCCAGGCAUCCCAGCCCAUAACAGAAUGGUUUCACUUUCAGAAUGUCAAGGCAUUAUAAGUUUUCCUUUUUUGAAGGGAGAAUGGUUCUUGCCAACUUUUGGCAUGAGAGAAGUCUGUAUGAUGAGACAAUAGUUUGUGAGUGAAUGGACCCGUAAAUGAUUUACUUGUGUCAGAAUAGGACAUGCACAGUUUGAAUCCCUAUUUUAUUUUUUUAGGCAUGGAGCCAAGGAUCUGUAAUUUAAAUCCCCCUUGUUGUGCUAUCAGUUGAAAGUUUAAUUAUUAAUUGUGAUUGUGUCACAAAUCCCUCAACUCAGUACCUGGCACUCCCCUUGUUGGUGAAACAAUGCAACAAUUUACCUCAGAUUUCUAUAGCAUAUUUGAUCAGUCUCUUAUAGCUAGCACACUCCUCUCCACAGCAGUUGUAGUUAUUUCUCUCAGCUCACCUCGCUGAACCUAGCUGUGAAGCCGACAUACUGGUAUGCAAUAGAUUCCUUGUUUAGUGGUAAGACACUGGUAAAUACACUGCAUCUGGUCAAAUGCACACAAGGAUUUGAUUGGUAGUUAAUUGAAAAGGAUUUUGAUGAGAAAAUGUUGCCUUGUAUUGAAGAAUCUGGAUGCAUUGCCACUCAUUGAUGUUUCAAGUUUAAUUGCCAUAUAUUCUUCUCAUACUGUAAGACAAGAUAUCUUACAGUGUAUUAUCCUUCCUUUCCUGAAAGUGUGUAACUUUAAUAGAAUGGCUUCAAUCCAUUUUUUAAGCUAAGAUUUGUGAUUUUAACAUUUCAGAUACGUUUUUCUGAUCAAGAAAUUGAAUUCCAAUAUAAAUAGCGAUAAAGGGAGGUGUGAGUGAUGUGUGUCUGAGUAUAAAUAUGAUAUUCUGUAUGUACGUUUGGAUAUUGUACUGAUAUUUUUCAAAUUAGUGGAAAAGGAUCAGAGCUGGGCUGCCUGUGUAAAAGCAGCCAUUGAACUACAGUAUGAGGAAACGUACUGUUGUAAAAUCGUUCCUUUUUAAAAUCUUUACAUUUUAUUAAGCCUCUUGUAAUGUUUUGGGAUAUCCUCUGGUCUGUAGAUGAUGUACUGUAUUCUGUACUUUCCUGAAAAGAGUGGAAUGAAUAAAUGUUCAGAUUUUUUUUACAGUU